CAAUACUAAUAUAAAACACAUAAUUAGUCAAGGGGUUAAGUAUUUUUAGACAUUUUGGCAAAAUAAAUUGAAGUUAAAUCCAUUUUUAGACCAAAAAUUAAAAGAAAAGGUCUAGUAAUGACCGCGUUCCCUUUUUUUGACUUGGACGUAGACCGUGAUAAUUUCCGGUCCAUUGUCCAUAUAAAUUCUACACCGUACGUACUUUUGAAUUUCAUUGGUUAUCCAGGUUUGUAAAGAUGCAGAAAUUACAAUCAAGUUUUGCUGUAAAAGCUUUUGUAAUAAUCUUAUUUUUACUAGCCAACUUUGCACCAGAUUUUACACUAGCUAGAUCUACCAACGUAAUUGGCUUGCAAGAAGCAACUCCGCCGCCACCACCUCCAGGUCCACCACCACCAGAAUUUACACUACAUACUAACGUUGGCUCGCAAGAAGCAUCACCAUGGUUCUCUUCCACCUAUUACAAGGUAAGUUAUGGUAACAUACUAGCAGAGGAGAGACCAAGAAAUAGAAGAACAAGACCAGUAACUCCGCCACCACCGACACAGGCUGUUGCGAAUCGUCAAAUCUUGCCACCAACAACAUUUGUACCUUCACCACUUCCGCCUCCACCUCUACCUCCAACAUAGAAGAAACGGGGAAUGCCACCCCCUCCUUUUUCCUACUAACUACGUCAUCUUUUAACUGAUCUGAUCUGAUCUGAUCUGAUCAAGAGAAGUUAAUGGGUUUAAUUUAAUUUAUUGCUUUGGCACAAUCACAUAUUCACAUGUUUACAUAGAUUACAAUUGAGAUAUUGACGUCCAAUUAUUCUAGCAUUGUAUACUACGUAGUACUUCUUCCGUUCUUAUUUACAUGACGCAAUUGGGUUUAUGACACUAUUCACACAAGCUCAUUUGACUUCCUUUUGUGAUUUAUACUUAAGAAAAAACAUAGUCGUGUAGGAUCUUAUUCGAUUCGU
Molecule: messenger RNA, 955 nt
Organism: Spinacia oleracea (spinach)
Lineage: Eukaryota; Viridiplantae; Streptophyta; Magnoliopsida; Caryophyllales; Amaranthaceae
Exons: 3
Coding region: 237-626 (129 amino acids)
Source: RefSeq, a predicted model, not a curated record